AUGACAUCUAUUACUAUAUCAUCACCAAUUACUGAAAUAGGACAAUUUUGUUUUUAUGACUGUUCGUCAUUAACAUCAAUUAAUAUACCAACAUCUGUUAGUAAAAUAGGAAUUGCUUGUUUUAGAGGAUGUUUAUCAUUAACAUCAAUUAAUAUACCACCAUCAAUUAGUAAAAUAGAAGGGGGUUGUUUUUCAGGAUGUUCAUCAUUAAAAUCAAUUAAUAUUCCAUCAUCAAUUACUAAAUUAGGAAACGGAUGUUUUUAUGGUUGUACAUCACUAACAUCUAUUAAUAUUCCAUCAUCAAUUACAUCAUUUGGAAAAUCAUGUUUUUAUGAAUGUGGAUGUGAAGAAGAAAUAAAGAGGAAUGAAAGAAUACCAAUAGAUUGUUUUAAAUGA
This is a messenger RNA of Entamoeba dispar SAW760, 396 nucleotides long. RefSeq lists its product as uncharacterized. The transcript has a single exon. The coding region runs from base 1 to 396 and encodes 131 amino acids. The record is from RefSeq and is a predicted model, not a curated record. Lineage: Eukaryota; Evosea; Mastigamoebida; Endamoebidae.